Gopherus flavomarginatus (Mexican gopher tortoise) is the source of this 2210-nucleotide messenger RNA. Its product is annotated as 1,25-dihydroxyvitamin D(3) 24-hydroxylase, mitochondrial. Gene Ontology annotation, molecular function: iron ion binding; heme binding; oxidoreductase activity, acting on paired donors, with incorporation or reduction of molecular oxygen. Gene Ontology annotation, cellular component: mitochondrial inner membrane. The transcript is spliced from 10 exons. The record is from RefSeq and is a predicted model, not a curated record. NCBI's taxonomy places the organism in Eukaryota, Metazoa, Chordata, Testudines, Testudinidae. Bases 1 to 1248 code for a protein of 415 amino acids. Gene Ontology annotation, biological process: glucocorticoid biosynthetic process; C21-steroid hormone biosynthetic process; cellular response to peptide hormone stimulus.
AUGAAGCUGGGCGCCUUUGACUCAGUUCACAUCGGAGCCCCCUGCUUGUUAGAAGCUCUGUACCGGAAAGAGAGCGCUUACCCCCAGAGGCUGGAGAUCAAGCCCUGGAAAGUUUACCGGGACUACAGAGACGAGGGCUACGGGCUCCUGAUCCUAGAAGGAAAGGACUGGCAGAGAGUAAGAAGUGCCUUUCAAAAGAAGUUAAUGAAGCCCACAGAAAUCCUGAAACUGGAUACCACAGUCAAUGAGGUCCUGGUGGAUUUCAUGCAUAGAAUAGAUGAUCUUUGUAACCACAAUGGUGAAAUUGAAGACAUAUAUUCAGAAUUCAACAAAUGGUCCUUUGAAAGUAUCUGCUUGGUGUUGUAUGGGAAGAGGUUUGGACUCCUGCAGCGGGAUGUGGGAGAAGAAGGCCUGAACUUCAUCAAGGCUGUAAAAACGAUGAUGGGUACUUUCGGGAUGAUGAUGGUGACCCCAGUUGAACUUCAUAAAAGUCUGAACACAAGAGUCUGGCAAGCUCAUACUAACGCAUGGGACAAUAUUUUUAAAACAGCCAAGUGUUUGAUUGACAGCAGACUGGAGAAAUAUUCUGCCAAUCCCCGUGAAGAUUUCCUGUGCGACAUUUACUUUGGGAGUCAACUCUCCAAGAAGGAACUGUAUGCUGCUAUCACAGAGUUCCAGAUUGCAGGAGUUGAAACGACUGCCAAUAGUCUACUGUGGGCUCUGUAUAACAUUUCACGCAAUCCCCACGUUCAACAGAAGCUUUUCCAGGAAAUACAGAGUGUAGUGUCUGCUAAUGAGAGUCCAGAUGCUGAGGACCUGAAGAAAAUGCCUUACCUAAAAGCGUGUCUGAAAGAAUCUAUGAGGAUAACACCAUCUGUGCCAUUUACCACUCGCACUCUUGACAAAGAAACAAUGCUUGAGGACUAUGUGCUACCUGAAGGAACAGUGUUGAUGUUAAACAGUCAUGCCUUGGGAUCCAAUGAGGAGUACUUUAGUGACUGGACUACAUUUAAACCGGAGCGUUGGCUUCAGAAGAAUAUAAUAAAUCCUUUUGCUCAUAUUCCUUUUGGCAUUGGGAGGAGGAUGUGCAUUGGGCGUCGCUUAGCUGAAUUACAACUUCAUUUAGCUCUUUGCUGGCUUGUUCGCAAAUAUCAGAUUAUAGCAACUGAUAGUAAACCAGUAGAAGCUCUGCAUUCAGGAAUACUAAUCCCCAGCCGAGAACUUCCAGUUGCCUUUAGAAGACGAUGAGGUAAAGUGGAUAAGUGCCUUUGGAACACGGUGGACUCCAUUCUGCUCUAUGUAGUAGUAAUGCCACUUCGAAAUUCAGUGGGGCUGUUCAGGCAGAGCAGAUUUUGGUCUGUACAAUCUAACAUUGUUGCAUGAAGAUUCAUAUUUCUUAGAGGACACUAUGCUUCACUGCCUUUAAAUAACUCUUGUAAACUGCAAAAGAAGCUAGGAAUUGCAUAAUAGGUUGAUAUAGCUUUCUAGCCUUUGAUUGUAUUAAGUACAAUGGGGGGGCCACAACAGUCUGCUUCUGUCCUCCAGACAGAUAGCGAAAACCCACCUGUUUUUCCCCCCAGUUAUAUCAUUCAUUAGCUGGAAUCCAGUAGAUGGUUUUCUUCUGCAUUUCAAGAAGGCAUUAUCCUGAAAAUAGCAUUAGAUUUUUCCAAGGUACUAAAUCAGAGUGUUGGUCCAUCUAGUUUUACCAAUGGCAAACAACUGAUCCUGACGAUAAAGGAAAAACACACCAAGAAGCUUGAUCUUCACUUGCAUUAUUAACAAAGGUUGGCCAGUCCAGGAGCCUGGAUUCAAAUUAGAGCUUGGAGUUCAGAUUCAAGGUCAAAUAAGGCUAUGCUUUGAUUCUGAUGAUGCCAAAGUAUCAUGAAUUGAUGUGAGACUUCAGCUCCAAAUAGCCAUGAUACUAUAAAAUCAGCUGUACGCAGGCCUGCUUUAGCUUGUACUAAAGCCAAAUGUAAAUUGGAAAAUCAGGUUUCUUGUGGAUUUAGAUCUGAGCCAGAACCAAGCCCUCAAAAUAGCAUUUAAGUGGAACUUAAAUGGCAUAUAGGCUGUUUACUAGUCUAUUAGACAAGAGAAAAAUUCACCCUAUGUGAAUUAAGUAGGGAUAUUAACCAUACUCUAAGCUCUGCUUAACGUAUACUUAGAUUGUACAGAACUGAUCAUUACAUGAAUGGAUUCUCUGUUUAUCCAGA